Messenger RNA from Haliotis rufescens (red abalone), 2561 nucleotides. RefSeq names its product C-type lectin lectoxin-Lio3-like. Gene Ontology annotation, biological process: biological process involved in interspecies interaction between organisms. The transcript has 3 exons. NCBI's taxonomy places the organism in Eukaryota, Metazoa, Mollusca, Gastropoda, Lepetellida, Haliotidae. Bases 462 to 1151 code for a protein of 229 amino acids. Gene Ontology annotation, molecular function: carbohydrate binding. Gene Ontology annotation, cellular component: external side of plasma membrane. The record is from RefSeq and is a predicted model, not a curated record.
GUGACGUCAAACAACAAACAUACAAACAAAUAAAUCUUCAACGUGUCAAUAAGCAUUCAAAUGAUGUAAAACAUUUGUUUAUUUCAUCGAUUUGUCUACUGGCAGUGUAAUUGCGGCGUUCAACGGCAAACAAACAAAUGUCAUGUACAUGGAUGUCUGGACGGGGUCAGCAAGAGCAGAGCAAUGCAUCAUGGGAAACACACAUCUUCAGCUCAGUAAUAAGGCUUCCUCUUAAGGAAGACAAACUGCACGCCAUGGGGAGCUGAAAUCAAUGUCGUUGACGAGUUGCCUCAGGGUGUAAUGGAUUAAUAGCAUUUCAACAAGCAUUGACUAUUGGCUUCCAGAAAUCUGAGACAAUAUGUACCCUUGAUGUUGAAUGAUAAAACUCAUAUCAUUUAAAAAUCAGUAAGAAUCCGUUUGUUCAUCAGAUCGCAUCGGGGGAUUCACUCUGCAAGUUUAACAUGGCUAGUGUUCAGAUGAUGUUUGAUCUUGUCCUGAUUAAUACCCUCCCUACCAAUUACAUGGCGGUUGUGAAGGUGGACAGUGUACUUGACUGUGCCCAUGAAUGUAUACGUGAGUCUACGUGUGAGGCCAUGGCGUUCAGCACCCUUUAUACGGCGUGUUAUUUGUACCAGGGAAGCAUUCAGGCGGAUCCCUCGGCAACUUCUAAUAUGGACUUCUUGAUAUACAACUUUAAAAGAGGCCCGGAGUGCAAUGGAGUUUUUGCAGGAAUUCCAAAACCCCUGUACCCGGUCUGUCCUAUUGGUAAUGGCUACAACUAUAAACCUAAAAUGAACGUUUGUUACAAAUACCACACCAAUAAAGUAACGCACCAAGUGGCCAAGAGCACAUGUAUCAGCGAAGGAGGUUCCGACCUUCUCAAGGUUGACACAAACAAGAAACAGAAUUUCUUCAAAGACAUCGUGCCAUCAGGCUCAUACGCGUACAUCCAAGGAGAUCGGAUUGGCAACACGGGGCAAUGGGUGUACUGGGAGGAGACAACGGCGGUCGUGAUGACAAACACUAAUUGGGCAAGCGGUCAGCCAAACGGGGCCUCAAACGGUCAAGACUGCAUAGCCAUAGAUACUACUGGUCAGCAUGACGCCAGGUGUGACUACAUUAACUACUUCUUCUGUGAAAAAUACAUGUAACCAAUCAUUUAAUACUCUGGUUGGGGAGGCUUGGGGUUUGAAAAAAAAUGUUGCAGGAAAAAAUGGGGAGAAAAAAUUAAUCUUCAGGUUUUAGAAAACCCCACAUAAUUAUGAAAACGUAAUAAUUGUCUGUCCAUAUGUUGUCAAAACGUGUUAUUACGCAUGGGUCCCCAGGCUCGUACACAUGAUGGUUGUAAAAGACGAGUGUCUUCGUUCCCCAAAUGGCGUGAACGUUGCUCACAAUAUCGACCAGCACACAGCUGGUAUAUUGCUCAGUGCGGUAUUAAACAACAAAAUCAGUUAUUAUGUACGAUAUAUUUGACACUUAUUGUUAAUAUGUCGUCAUUGGACUUUAGCGGGACGCUAUGUCUGUCCCACAACUGCUGUUGUGCCAGACAAAGGAGAUUUAUUUAACUGUUGUAUUUACAAUGUUGAUUGGCGCAAUUGCAUCUGCUAUCGAAUAUUCAACCGACAGGAUAUUAUAUUAGCAAGAGCUUAUAAAAGAAUGUUUAAAAAUAUUCAGUUACCUGGCAUCGAAUAUCAAUAAUACCAUUGCAAAUUUACUUAAUAAACAACUACACUAAAUCCGAUUAAUAAGUUCGCAGGCUCAAUUUCUUUCACGUUCAUUCCGAAAUGUUUUCUGUACACAUGCGUUUGUGUUUUGCAGUCAACGAUAACACAGAACCCAUACAAGUGUAAAAAUGACGUAAAAGAGAUGAAAUUUCGUCUCAUGUCCUGAUGUCAUCAGGUACAAACAGCAAUAUUCUAAAUUUUAAAUAAUGCCUUGUUUGUUGUUUGUUUCAUCUUUUGGAUACUUUGUGUAAAUAUACUCAUUUUCGCGGGUCGCUGAAUAUUACUUUUAUCUCAGAUCAAUAAUGUUGACUGUGGUACUCACAGUCCGUGUGUGCAUGUUCUCUAUAUGAAAUAACACGAUGACAUAGAAGCUUAUUGUUUCGCUGGAAAGUAUGCUUCAAGUAACCGCAAACAAGCCGUUUCUAUGUGUUUUGAUGAAGCUGAAAUGUUUACCAACAUGUCAGAUUUAGAAGUAGUUUCUUAUGUGAUCAAUAUGAAUCUCACACACCGUCACGUAUGACAGAAAACCUUUGCAAUCAAGAUGAAGUCAGAACAUCAAUAUCACAACAAAGGGAAAUAUAUCUAUAAUAAUUGAAGUGUCCACAUCCACCUACCGAGCUGGAGCGUAAACUGUUAAAACAGCCCGUAUACAAAUGUGUUGUUAAAGUAUGUCCAAUAUUGUUUGUUAUAUAUUUUGUAAUAUGCCUGCAUUUGCUUCCUAAUGAUUUCUAAUGAGGACUUGUGCAUACAAUUAGAACACAAUGCAAAUGAAGGUGUACAUAAUUUUUUAAAGAUGACACAAUCCUUAUAGGUUGUUACAAGAUGUUAUGAAUGUUU